AUGCCCUUUCUAUUUCAACUGAUCUACAGAAAGCUAGCCAUUCAAGCAAACAGCAACACUGAUACCAACCAACGUGAGGAUGACUCAGACGAUGGCGAGGAUCCGAUUCCAGCAGCACAUGUAGAAACCGAUGCGAUUGGCGAUGAUUUGAAUGAUGUUUUGCCCUUUGAUUGUAAUCAACGAGCUUACAUGGUUGCAAAAACCAUUUGCUCCAUGGUGGCAUUUGUGAAAAACCGUAGAAAUAAUGGACAUCAGCUCGCGAACUCCCUGACUUUCCUUGCAUGUGGGGUCACCAACCGGGUGAACCUAUUCCUAAACUAUGUGGGACUCUCUUCCUCUCGAAAAACCGCUCAUCAUGCACUCAAUAAGCUUAGCCGCCGAUCUAGCCUUCGGAUCUCUACCAAGAUUGGGAAACUACUUGCGCCGACUUUGGGAUCUUUUCUAUGUUUCGAUAACCUUGAUUUUGAACAGAGGGUCCAUACCAAAUCUGUUGGCCACUCUAGUAGGAUGUUUCAUGGUACCUGGGGCUACGUCCACCACCCUAGCCCAAAACUUGUGUCGUCGGUAUCGUCCUCUGAUCUCACCAUUGAAAGCUAUCACCAGGCAAUGUUGAAUGUAGAAAGUGUAGAUGUCCACUCCAGAAUGUUAUUACCAACAGCUAAAGAAGAAGUGCAGUGGGAGCUUGUCCUCAAGAGCCAGAUUACUUCAGCCCUUCUCGAACAUCUAGCCAUUCCAGCUGAAUCCUAUGUUUCAAUCAAUACUAAGCCACCUGUUGUCGACCAAAUAUCAAGUGAGAGACCCGACAUAACAAUGUUAAAACUCAUGAUUGCUGCAGACAACUCAGCACAAGGAGCUGGCGAGGUUUUCCAGGCUAUUGUCAAUCAGUCAAAUUUGACUAUGUCUGAUUUCGCCUCUCGAAUUCAACUUAUUGAUGGUGACCUUGCUACCUGUUCGAAUCUCACGACUUUACGAACGCAACGAACACCAAGCAAGCACAAAGAAGAGAGUCUGAUGAAUGUUUUAACAAUGUUGGGUGGUGCGCAUACGUUGUGGAAUAUCAGUCAGGCUAUCUACUCGAAGCACGUGGGAGAUAAAUCAGACUCUCGUGACGCAGGCGCAUGGCGAUUUCUUGAUGGCUUGGGUAUACCAUCAAACAAUAUGCUAGACAAAAAAGACUUCACACUCAUGAUUAGAAAUAUUGAAAAGAUUCAGAGAGCAACCUUGGUAUAUUGUCUCAUGCUGGUGAUGGGAAUUCAAGAUAAACAUCUCACCAAGGAGCUUCCAAAAAUUUCCAGUCUGAGAAUCAAACAAAUAGUCGAUGAAACUUACGAGCGAUUCUUCUCCAUUGAGGCUAAACGCAAUGCCACGAUUCACACCUCGCCGAAGCUAUCAAAUUUGCUUUUGAGACUGUCCGAUUUCGCAACAGUUGUGGAGGGGAAUUCAGCAAUGAAAUCAGGAGAUAUUGGACGGCUCAUGAACGUAUGGAAGCGAUGCUCCUAG
This is a messenger RNA of Puccinia graminis f. sp. tritici CRL 75-36-700-3, 1500 nucleotides long. RefSeq lists its product as uncharacterized. Lineage: Eukaryota; Fungi; Basidiomycota; Pucciniomycetes; Pucciniales; Pucciniaceae. The coding region runs from base 1 to 1500 and encodes 499 amino acids. The record is from RefSeq and is a predicted model, not a curated record. The transcript is spliced from 4 exons.